Messenger RNA from Brenthis ino (lesser marbled fritillary), 528 nucleotides. Lineage: Eukaryota; Metazoa; Arthropoda; Insecta; Lepidoptera; Nymphalidae. The record is from the annotation of a GenBank genome assembly.
AUGCGACGUCGGGCGUUACCCGCGAGGGAAACUACUUCUAAAUCUUGGCAUAGUAUCUGUGACAGUGAGUGGGCAGUGUACGUUUUAGUGGCUUUGGUUGGUGCUUUAACAUACUCGAAUAGUUUGAAUGGUGAGUUUGUACACGACGAUAUUCCCGCGAUAGUGACUAAUAGGGAUGUGACAGCCAAAAAUCCAGUUUUGAGGAUAUUUAAAAAUGACUUUUGGGGCACGCCGAUGUCUGAUACCGGCAGCCAUAAGUCCUAUCGGCCGCUGACCACAUUAACGUUUAGACCGCAGACUCAUAUAUCUACCGACAACAAGAUAUUUGACAAAAACUACAAGACACAAGUACAUGGAAGUAGGUCACAGAGAUUCUUAGAGAGAUCUCAAGACAAUGGGUGUUACAAGCGCUCUGUGAUAAACGACGUAGUGAUGAGUGGUGGAAAACCCUUGGAAAUUAAAGACGGCACUAUGAUAAAUGAAAACCGUUCUACGGAAAGUGAUUUUCUUCAAUUUACUCCAUUUUUU